AUGUUAUUUAACGAAAAAUCAUUAAAAAUUCGCCUUCGUCUUUUGCCACAUGAUCAUGCACUCGUUGCAAUAACAUACAAUAAUAUUGGACUAGUCUAUUUUCAUCGAUGCAACUAUCAGAAAGCUCUGUACUAUUACGAAAAAACACGUUUGAUAGAAAAUGUUGCUCUCGGCUCAUCAGACUACUUUGAUCAUGCCGCGACGCUGAAUAACAUUGGGCUUGUACAUUUCGAACAAGGCCACUAUGACCUUGCGCUUCGCUUCUAUAAAGAUGCAUUAACCAUACGAGAGCGCUCAUUACCAGCUAAGCAUCUACGAUUUGCUGAAAGUUAUAAUAAUAUUGCCUCGCUUCAUGAAAGACUCGGUGAACUGAAUGAAGCGUUAGCCAUGUUUGAGAAAGCACUUGAAGUACGGUUUGCCGCCCUGCUACCUGACCAUCCACAAAUUGCUAUAUCUUAUAGCAAUCUUGCUAAUGUUCUCGAUGCAUUGGGUAGAUCUGAUGAAACUUUAGCAAACUAUUUUAAAGCGCUUAAAAAUAGAAAUAGUUCAUCACCAGAAGCUAUGCACUCAAGAGCAUUAUUCUUAAACAACAUCGUUGAACACUAUCGUGAUGAAAAAAACUGUGUUGAAGCAACCAAGUACCACCAAGAAGCGUUCAGAAUACGUCUUCAACUUUUUUCACGGAACAAACAUCCAGAUUUGGCUAUGAGCUACAACAACAUGGGCCUACUCUCCAUUGAUCACUGUAUGUUUGACAAAGCAUUGUAUUAUCUUCUUCGGGCACUGAAAAUUUAUCGUGAAAUCUACGACCUAGAACAUCCUCAAAUAGCCACGUCGUUGUUUAACAUUGGACUCGCCUUCUAUGAAAAAGAUAAAAAUGAAGCAGCACUAAAUUAUUUGCAACAAGCGCUUGAUAUUCAAACGUGA
This is a messenger RNA of Rotaria sp. Silwood2, 927 nucleotides long. Lineage: Eukaryota; Metazoa; Rotifera; Eurotatoria; Philodinida; Philodinidae. The record is from the annotation of a GenBank genome assembly.